Messenger RNA from Empidonax traillii (willow flycatcher), 1974 nucleotides. RefSeq names its product protocadherin beta-6-like. NCBI's taxonomy places the organism in Eukaryota, Metazoa, Chordata, Aves, Passeriformes, Tyrannidae. Gene Ontology annotation, molecular function: calcium ion binding. The annotation marks the transcript as partial. The record is from RefSeq and is a predicted model, not a curated record. Gene Ontology annotation, biological process: homophilic cell-cell adhesion. The transcript is spliced from 3 exons. Gene Ontology annotation, cellular component: plasma membrane.
CUCUCCCUGCCGCUCGCUCGCUCGCAGCCCAUCCGCUACUCCGUAGCCGAGGAGGCGCACAGCGGCUCCCUGGUAGGCAACCUGGCGCAGGACGCGGCGCUGCCGCCGGCGCAGCUCUCGGCUCGCCGCGCCCGCCUGGUGUCGGAGGACGGCCGCCAGCAUUUUCGCUUCGACCGCGCCAGCGGCCUCCUCGUCGUGGCCGACAGGCUGGACCGGGAGCAGCUGUGCGGCCAGGCCGACACCUGCACGCUCCCCUUCGAGCUGCUGCUGGCCGACCCGCUGCAGUUCUUUCGGGUCGAGGUCACCCUGGAGGACAUCAAUGACCAUUCACCCGUUUUCCCUGAGGAACGAGUCACUUUUAAGAUCCCCGAAACGAGCGAUCCCGGCUCUCGAUUUCCUCUGGAGGUCGCUUGGGACUUGGAUGUUGGCAGUAACAGUGUACAGGCAUACAGCAUCACACCCGAGAACGAGUACUUUAGCGUCUCCUAUGGGAGUCGGAUUACAGGCAAGAAGUCUGUUGAACUUGUUUUGGAAAAGCCCCUAGACAGAGAAGAGCAGGCAGAGAUGGAUUUCAGUCUGAUUGCUGUGGAUGGGGGCUCUCCUCCCAGGAGUGGGAGCGCCCAAAUCCAUAUCGUCGUCCUAGAUGUCAAUGACAAUGCUCCUGUCUUCACACAGGAAGAGUAUAUGGGGAAGGUUUCAGAAAACACUCCAAAAGGCUCUGUGGUUAUGAGUGUGUUGGCAACAGAUCGGGAUUCAGGAAUUAAUGGGGACAUUACUUAUCAGUUCAGACAAGCAAUGGACCACAGCGACUCAGCAUUUGAGAUUGAUCCCAUAACAGGUGAAAUUAAACUCACAAAGCCUCUGGACUUUGAGGCAGCACAGACUCACGAGUUCAGUGUGAGGGCCACAGAUGGUGGGGGGCUCUCGGCAAUCUGCAAGGUGGUGGUGGAGGUGUUGGAUGUGAAUGACAAUGCACCCGAGCUGCUGGUCAGUUCCUUCAGCAGUCCCCUCGCCGAGAACUCCGCGCCCGGCACGGUGGUUGCCCUCUUUACUGUCAGGGACCGAGAUGCCGGUGCCAACGGCAAGGUGUCCUGUGCCCUCGAGCAUCAGCUCUUCUUCUCCCUGCGGCCAGCCUAUAAGAAUUACUACGAGCUGGUGACUGUGAGGGCGCUGGACCGGGAGGACACGGCUCAGCACAUCCUCACUGUGACAGCAGCAGACGCGGGGUCCCCUCCUCUCACUACCACCCACACCUUCACCGUGGACAUCUCGGAUGUCAACGACAACGCCCCCGUCUUCAACCAGACAUCCUACACCAUGUACGUGCGAGAGAACAACGCGCCCUCCGUGCUGGUGGGAGCCGUGAGCGCGGCAGAUGCCGACGUGGGGCUGAAUGCCAAGGUGACCUAUUCCCUGUCAGCAGGGCAAGCGGCGGAGCGGCCUUGGUGCUCGUGCGUGUCUGUGAACCCCGAGAGCGGGCAGGUGUUUGUGCUGAGAGCCCUGGACUACGAGCAGCUGAGGCAGACUGCUGCAGGGACCCUGCCCCGCCCCUACUGCUACGAGAUCAGCCUCACCACGGGCUCGGACAACAGCGAGUUCAGGUUCCUCAAGCCCUUCGUCCCCAGCCUGCCACCACAGCCCUGUGCCGUGGGCGGGAGCACCGGUGAGGAACAGGCUGGCCACGUGCUUUCCGGGGCCGACAACCUGCCGAGCGGCCUGGCCGAUGCAGCUGCUGCGGGGACCCUGCCCCGCCCCUACUGCUACGAGAUCAGCCUCACCACGGGCUCGGGCAACAGCGAGUUCAGGUUCCUCAAGCCCUUCGUCCCCAGCCUGCCACCACAGCCCUGUGUCAUGGGCGGGGACACCGGUGAGGAACAGGUUUUCCCUUGUGUCCCUGUCCCCACAGAGGACGUGACCCCAGAUAAUUCUGGGCCUGUGUCUGCAGAACAGUUCAAUCGUCUUUCCUUUAACUAG